UCUUCUGCAGACGCCACAGUCAGUUGUGGAUUGAACCACUGAAGCAAUCAAAGACAAAUUGCAGUUAACGGUUUUGCUUUUGUUAAAGAAGUGACGAAAACAAAAUUUCAGUGAUUAAAAUGAAAUUCUUAGCGUUGACAUUAUUUGUUUGCUUGCUGAUUGUUGCUCUGGCAACAGCCGCACCCGCUGAUGAAUCCCUGCCAGGUGACAUAUACGAACAGGAUGAGCAAGGACAACAAAACUUUUUCAAAUUGAAGAAAAUCAAGAAAUUGCUUUUAGGUUAAACUACAUACAAAUCUGUGCAUGCGUACUCGUACAUAUGUACAUACUUAUAUACACACAUACUCGUAUGUACAAACGAAAUACUUAUGCAUAAGAAAUGUGUUUAAAUUAGAAUUUAAGGCUUUGUUACUUGUUCUCCUGAUUGUGUUCAUAGUUGUUUUUGUAAUCACAAUGUUACAGUAAUUUGUUAAAUAAUCUAAUAAGAUUGCUUAAAAGUUUCACACCAGCAUACAUACUUACUGUUAUAUUAUAUAAUGCAUUGACUCAUAUGAUUUGUGUGGAGCAAAGAAGUAUUGCAAAUAUUUCUUUUUGGAAGUACAUACACACCUAGAAUAUAUGUGCAUAUGUCAACAAUAGUUCUGUAAAUAUUGAUUUUAAAUAAAAAAAAUAAUACAAAGUAUCGAAAAAGUAUUUUGGCAAAUAA
Molecule: messenger RNA, 706 nt
Organism: Ceratitis capitata (Mediterranean fruit fly)
Lineage: Eukaryota; Metazoa; Arthropoda; Insecta; Diptera; Tephritidae
Exons: 2
Coding region: 120-284 (54 amino acids)
Source: RefSeq, a predicted model, not a curated record